UAAAAUAAUUAAUAAUGAACUGAAGUAGACUGUAGAGGGACUCUUUAAAAUCCCGCUCGAAUCAAUCGACCCAGAUCAAAACAAAACCUCGAUCUUACUCGCUACAAUUUUAAAAUCUCAAUCUCUCCUAGGGUUUAAGGUUAAGGUUUACUUGAACUAAGUUCGCUCUCUGUGCCCUAAUAAUCAUGCUUCCUCUUUCUCUACUUAAGACUGCACAAGGCCACCCCAUGUUGGUGGAGUUGAAAAAUGGGGAGACUUACAAUGGACAUUUGGUUAAUUGUGAUACUUGGAUGAACAUUCAUCUUCGUGAAGUUAUCUGUACCUCUAAGGAUGGAGAUAGAUUUUGGAGAAUGCCUGAAUGCUAUAUUCGUGGGAACACUAUUAAGUAUCUCCGAGUUCCAGAUGAGGUGAUUGAUAAAGUUCAGGAAGACACCAAGACUCGUUCAGAUCGGAAGCCACCUGGUGUUGGCCGCGGAAGAGGGAGAGGUAGAGAAGAUGGUGGAAGGCCGGUGAAAGGAAUUGGGCGUGGCCUGGAUGAUGGAAGUGCAAAGGGUGCCGGUGGACGUGGGCGAGGCGGUCCAGGUGGAAAGCCAAGUGGAAACAGAGGUGGUGGUCGAGGCAGGGGCUAAAUGCAACAUAUAGUAUCCCAUUAGUUUGGGCCUGUUUGCUAGUUUUUGAGGCAUUAUGCGCCCAACUUUUACGUGAAAUGUUAUUUUUCUCAGAUUACAUCCUUGGUUUGUUGUGCAAAUGGAGGUAAUUUUAGAAAGUUAGUAAUUAUCUGGAUUCUUCUCUUGUAUUGGGGUUGUUCUUUUGUGAAGUUACUGUAAUUUGCCUCUGGCUGACCCACUUUAAUAUUAAGUUUGUUUACAAUUUGAGCCAAGAGUUGCUCAUUUUGUCA
Molecule: messenger RNA, 898 nt
Organism: Mercurialis annua (annual mercury)
Lineage: Eukaryota; Viridiplantae; Streptophyta; Magnoliopsida; Malpighiales; Euphorbiaceae
Product: sm-like protein LSM4
Exons: 8
Coding region: 186-629 (147 amino acids)
Biological process (GO): P-body assembly; mRNA splicing, via spliceosome; nuclear-transcribed mRNA catabolic process
Cellular component (GO): spliceosomal tri-snRNP complex; P-body; U6 snRNP
Molecular function (GO): U6 snRNA binding
Source: RefSeq, a predicted model, not a curated record